AUGACAACUAAGGAACAUAAGACCGUUCAUGAGGCACAGAAUGUAGUAGCUCGUCAUGCACCUGAGCAUUUCUACAAAUCACAACCAGGAUUGGGUUAUGUCAAGGAUAUGAAGCAGUACCAAGAGAUGUACAAGCAAUCUGUGGAAGAUCCAGAAACCUUUUUCGGUACCAAGGCUCAAGAAUUGUUACAUUGGGAUAAACCAUUUACAAAGACGAAGUUUGGUUCAUUGGAAAAUGGUGAUACUACUUGGUUUUUAAACGGUGAGUUGAAUGCUGCUUACAACUGUGUUGAUAGACAUGCUUUUGCCAAUCCUGAUAAACCAGCAUUGAUCUACGAAGCGGAUGAAGAAGCAGACAACAGGGUUGUUACAUUCGGUGAGCUUUUGAGACAAGUUUCUCAAGUUGCUGGUGUUCUUCACAGCUGGGGGGUUAGAAAAGGUGAUACCGUCGCAGUUUAUCUACCAAUGAUUCCUGAAGCUGUUGUUGCAAUGUUGGCCGUUGCCAGAUUAGGUGCAAUUCAUUCUGUUGUUUUUGCAGGUUUUUCAGCAGGUUCCUUGAAGGAUCGUGUUGUAGACGCAGGUUGUAAAGUUGUUAUUACUUGUGAUCAAGGUAAAAGAGGUAGCAAAACCGUUCAUACAAAGAAAAUUGUCGAUGAAGGUUUAAAUGGAAUUUCUCAAGUUUCUCAUAUUCUUGUCUUCCAAAGGACAGGUGCUGAAGGGAUCCCAAUGACACCUGGCAGAGAUUACUGGUGGCACGAAGAAGCUGCUAAGCAAAGAGGUUACAUUCCACCAGUUCCUUGUAGUGCUGAAGAUCCAUUAUUCCUCUUGUACACUUCAGGUUCCACCGGGUCACCAAAGGGUGUGGUCCAUUCAACCGGUGGUUAUCUAUUGGGUGCAGCCAUGACCACUAGAUAUGUGUUUGACAUCCAUCCAGAAGAUGUCUUAUUCACAGCAGGUGAUGUUGGUUGGAUUACAGGUCAUACUUAUGCUCUUUAUGGUCCAUUAGCGCUAGGUACUGCAUCAAUCAUCUUUGAAUCAACACCAGCUUAUCCUGAUUACGGUAGAUAUUGGAGAAUCAUUCAGCGUCAUAAGGCAACUCAUUUCUACGUGGCUCCAACAGCCAUGAGAUUGAUUAAGCGUGUAGGUGAGGCUGAAAUUCCAAAAUACGAUCUAUCUUCACUAAGAGUUCUUGGAUCAGUCGGUGAACCAAUUUCACCAGAUCUUUGGGAAUGGUACAACGAAAAAAUUGGUCACAACAACUGUGUCGUUUGUGAUACCAUGUGGCAAACCGAAUCUGGUUCUCAUUUAAUUGCUCCAUUAGCAGGUGCAGUCCCAACAAAACCUGGUUCCGCUACAGUUCCAUUCUUUGGUGUUGAUGCUUGUAUCAUUGACCCAGUCACUGGUGUUGAAUUACAAGGUAAUGACGUGGAAGGUGUUUUGGCAGUAAAAUCAUCUUGGCCAUCUAUGGCAAGAUCAGUUUGGCAAAAUCACAACCGUUUCCAGGAGACUUACUUGCAACCAUACCCUGGUUACUACUUUACAGGUGAUGGUGCAGGUAGAGACCAUGAUGGUUACUACUGGAUCAGAGGUAGAGUUGAUGAUGUGGUUAACGUUUCUGGCCACAGAUUGUCCACUGCUGAAAUUGAAGCUUCAUUGACCAACCAUGAUAAUGUUUCUGAAUCUGCUGUCGUAGGUAUUCCUGACGAAUUGACCGGUCAAACCGUCAUUGCCUUCGUUGCAUUGAAAGAUGGUACUCCAAGUCAAGGUGAUGCGAGUGCUAACGUUCGUCGUGAAUUGGUGCUCCAAGUUAGAGGUGAAAUUGGUCCAUUUGCUGCUCCUAAAUGUGUCAUCUUGGUUAAAGAUCUGCCAAAGACUAGAUCCGGUAAAAUCAUGAGAAGAGUCCUAAGAAAAGUUGCAUCUAAUGAAGCUGAUCAACUGGGUGAUCUAUCUACUAUGGCUAACGCUGAAGUCGUUCCAGGUAUCAUUGCAGCUGUUGAUGAACAAUAUUUUGCUGAGAAGAAGAAAUAA
This is a messenger RNA of Zygosaccharomyces rouxii, 2028 nucleotides long. RefSeq names its product acetate--CoA ligase ACS2 (gene ACS2). The record is from RefSeq and is a predicted model, not a curated record. Gene Ontology annotation, cellular component: cytosol. Gene Ontology annotation, molecular function: AMP binding; acetyl-CoA synthetase activity. The transcript has a single exon. Lineage: Eukaryota; Fungi; Ascomycota; Saccharomycetes; Saccharomycetales; Saccharomycetaceae. Bases 1 to 2028 code for a protein of 675 amino acids.